Lolium rigidum is the source of this 1860-nucleotide messenger RNA. RefSeq names its product fatty acyl-CoA reductase 2, chloroplastic-like. Gene Ontology annotation, biological process: suberin biosynthetic process; long-chain fatty-acyl-CoA metabolic process. The transcript has 9 exons. Gene Ontology annotation, cellular component: intracellular membrane-bounded organelle. Bases 1 to 1860 code for a protein of 619 amino acids. Gene Ontology annotation, molecular function: alcohol-forming very long-chain fatty acyl-CoA reductase (NADP+) activity. The record is from RefSeq and is a predicted model, not a curated record. NCBI's taxonomy places the organism in Eukaryota, Viridiplantae, Streptophyta, Magnoliopsida, Poales, Poaceae.
AUGGGGAGUUCGUGCCUCGACCUCUCGCGCGCCCUCGGGGCGCCGAGGCGCCCGGGCAUCGCCGUCGCCGGCCGCGCUCACGGCAGAAGCUUGGUCGCAUUGUCUUCGUCGUCGUCAAGGAGGCGCGCCGAUGGUGGUGUGUCGUGCGGCAUCGCGAAUGGGUACCUGGGCGGUUUAUCAGGUGGCUCACGGCCGCCUUCCCUGCCGGUGCACGGCAAGAGUUCCGCGCCUGGUUCGGCGCCGGUGCCGGAUGAUGAUCACGCUGAAGGCCUCGGGAUCGGAGAGUUCCUUGGCGGCAAGAACUUCCUCAUCACCGGUGGAACUGGCUUCCUGGCAAAAGUUCUUAUCGAGAAGAUCCUGAGGACGAAUCCUGACGUGGGCAAGAUAUACGUGCUGAUCAAGGCCAAGGACACCGAGGCAGCAUUGCAGAGACUGCAAAACGAGGUAGUGGAUACGGAGCUUUUCAAGCGCUUGCAGGAGACCUACGGGAAAGACUACCACGGUUUCAUCGCUACCAAGCUGGUUCCCGUGGUGGGCGAUGUCAGGGAGGCCAACAUCGGCAUUGCCCCCGAGCUGGCCGAUGAGAUCUCUGAACGAGUGGAUAUCAUCGUCAACUCCGCUGCCAACACCACGUUCGACGAGAGAUACGAUGUUGCCAUGGACAUCAACACGGUGGGUCCAUUCCGGAUAAUGAGCUUCGCGCAUCGGUUCCGGAGACUCAAGCUGUUCCUGCAAGUUUCGACAGCAUAUGUGAACGGGCAGAGGCAGGGCGUGGUAUUGGAGAAGCCAUUUCGGUUGGGUGACACCAUAGGGAAGGAGUCAGGCUCCUCGGAUUCUUCAGGACAGCACAAGAACGCCGUGCUGGACAUCGAGGCGGAGAUCAAGCUUGCCUUCGACUCAAGAAGGCACGCCGAUGACUCGGCUUCGUUCUCUCAAGAGAUGAAGGAUUUGGGCCUAGAGAGGGCAAAGCUCCAUGGGUGGCAGGACACGUACGUGUUCACUAAGGCCAUGGGGGAGAUGGUGAUCAACAGUAUGAGAGGGGAGAUACCCGUGGUGACGAUCAGGCCAAGUGUGAUAGAGAGCACCUGGAGAGAUCCCUUUCCGGGAUGGAUGGAAGGGAACAGGAUGAUGGACCCUGUCGUCCUGUACUACGGCAAAGGCCAGCUGAGCGGAUUCCUCGCUGAUCCAGACGGUGUUCUCGACGUGGUUCCGGCGGACAUGGUCGUGAACGCGACGCUGGCUUCGAUGGCGAAGCAUGGGCGGCCGGCCGCGGCGGGUUCGAGAGGAGGAAUGCACGUGUACCACGUCGCGUCGUCGACGGUGAACCCGCUGGUGUUCGGCGACCUGAGCCGGUUCCUGUUCCAGCACUUCACGAGGUCGCCCUACAGCGACGCGGCGGGGCAGCCCAUCGCCGUGCCUCCCAUGCGCCUCUUCGACACCAUGGACCAGUUCGCCAGCUACGUCGAGGCGGACACACUGCUGCGGACCGCCAGGGCUGGUGCUGCUUCCGCCAGCGAGCGUCUCUCCCAGCGGUUCCAGGAGCUCUGCGCCAAGUCCAUCGAGCAGACCAUCCACCUUGGCAGCAUCUACCAGCCCUACACAUUCUACACCGGCAGGUUCGACAACGGCAACACGGAGGGACUAAUUGCCGAGAUGUCGGCGGAGGAGAAGGCGGCGUUCCACUUCGACGUGCGGAGCAUUGACUGGACGGACUACAUCACCAACGUGCACAUCCCAGGGCUCAGGAAGCACGUCAUGAAGGGGAGGGGCGUCACAGCCUCAGCCUCAGCCUCAGCCUCGGCCGCCGCCUCACCGUCCUCCUCCGCUGCGGUGCUCGCCGGCGCCACCACCACGGUGUGA